This is a messenger RNA of Dicrocoelium dendriticum, 759 nucleotides long. NCBI's taxonomy places the organism in Eukaryota, Metazoa, Platyhelminthes, Trematoda, Plagiorchiida, Dicrocoeliidae. The record is from the annotation of a GenBank genome assembly.
AUGAGAAAACUGUAUGAACUCGUAUUGGAAUGUGGCCCGAAGUCUUCGCUUCGGGCUGUGCUUCGCAGAUCUCUGUGGUCCAUCACGAUUGAUGCUGUGCUACAGUAUUGCCGCAUCGUGUUCGAUAUCUUUUCACGAGAGAAGCCGAUCUCACUUGUAACCUUUGAUAAUGAAGAGAAAAUUCAUAGUAUUUGGCUGGAUGAGGACCAAAGCAUCGAGGCCUUAUGGACCAGCUUUACUCAUGAAGGCCCUCCGGUUGAAACUCACCUGGACUUGAAAAACUGCUCCAACAUGCCGGGUUUGGGCGCUGCUUGCAGCAUGUUGCAAAUGUUGAAGGCUUCUCAGAAACAGCAGGAGCCAUUGGAAAACGGCGGGCGAGUCAUUGUUAUCAGUUCGUUUAUGGAAGACCAGCUCAGCGCUUGGAUUCCCGGCAUUAAAUCUGCGCUUAACAAACCGGUCGACUCAACUGGAUACUUAGCUGUGACAACCAGUGAAUGGCUUUUUAUUGACAUUGUCGCGGACCAGGUUCCAGGCGAAGAAGCUCGAAAAUUUGCGCCUCUACCUCAACGCAUCGAAGUAAGAGCAGCGCUCAUUCAUCAUUUUCUCUUAGUGGAUUUUACGUCUCUAGACUCUGUCAAAGUCGUUAUGUUUCUGGACCCUUGUAGACGUUUUGCCGUCACGUCAGCAAUUUUACGCAGCAUGGAGCAAAGUUGCAUCACCACACCAAUUUUUUGUGCUAAUGCUCCCCCUGCUUUGUAA